Penaeus chinensis is the source of this 2708-nucleotide messenger RNA. Its product is annotated as N-acetylated-alpha-linked acidic dipeptidase 2-like. The transcript has 18 exons. The coding region runs from base 1 to 2616 and encodes 871 amino acids. The record is from RefSeq and is a predicted model, not a curated record. Gene Ontology annotation, molecular function: carboxypeptidase activity. Lineage: Eukaryota; Metazoa; Arthropoda; Malacostraca; Decapoda; Penaeidae.
AUGCCCUUCAAAUUAACGCUGACACUGUUCUUCGGUGAGGUUGAUGGUGGGUCUAGAAUCUUGACCGAGAUAGGUGAACAAGGCUCAAAGAAUGCCAGAUUAAUUACAAGGGCACUUAUACCCAGCCUUCAAACUGGAGCUCAGCAUUCCCUUGCGAAGCACAUCUUGCAGAAAGAGAAGCAUCAGAUCCUCAGGCCUUGCAUGGGCGUCAUUACCAAAAUCAGGAGACACGCAAAUUAUUUCACCCGGGGACUUAUAACAACGAAAACAACGACCAAGAUAAGGAAGGUAACGUGGCUCUAUCCAGACGCUCAUACAAAGAUCAAUAUGAGCGUGCAAGCGUGGACAGGGCUGAGCGUUGGCGUGACUGCAGGCCUUGCAUUUCUCUUCGUGGCAAGCCUUCUCGGGGUCGCCCGAGACCCCUGGCUUCCUCCGUCAGCCACGGCGGAGGAGGCGUGCCUCUCCUCCAUGCGCUCUCAUAUGGAAGAUGGGAUGCAUUACUCGGAAGGACGCGUGAAGCCCUUUGGGAGUGACUACUUCGGCACAGCAGGCGAGGAGCUCCUAAGGGAGAUGAAGGCAGAGCGAAUCGAGGAUUAUCUCAAAUAUCUAACGAGUCAAGGUCACAUGGCAGGCACUAAGCAGGAUUUGGAACAAGCAGAACACCUUAGGAAACUCUGGCUGGAACAAGGCCUGGAUCAGGUGUUUCUCCAGCCAUAUCACGUACAACUAUCGCAUCCCGACUUAGCUAAGCCUAAUAAGGUCUACCUAAUGAACGAGAAGGGAGAAGUCAAGUUCACGUCCGCUAUCUUUGAGGAACCACUGGAUGGCGUCGCGUACGAUGACUCAAUUCCUCCCGCAUUCCUCGCCUUCGCUCCUGCUGGGACUGUCGUCACGGACGAGCUGGUCUUCGUCAACUAUGGAACGUACGAGGACUUCGUUGCGGUGGAGGAGAUGGGAAUCAAGGUCGCAGGUCGUGUUGUGAUCGCCAAGUUCGGAUCCAUCUUUAGGGGUGAUAAAGUUCAGAACGCCGAGAGGUUCAACGCUUCAGGCAUUAUCCUGUAUACCGACCCUUCCGACUACCACCCUGAGUCCGACAGCGGAGGCCUCGCUUACCCUCACUCGUUGUGGCUUCCUGGGUCCGGCAUUCAGCGCGGCAGCAUAGUCGUUCACGAUGGAGACCCGACCACUCCGAACUAUCCAGCCCUCGAAGGAGCAUAUCGCCUGCCAGAAGACGAGACCGACUCCCCCAAGAUACCCGCUCACACGCUCAACUAUAAUGACGCCCGCAAACUACUUGUUAAUAUGGGCGGGCCGGAAGUGCGUGAAGAAUGGAAGGGUCGACUCAAUAUUACUUACAGAAUGGGUCCAAAGCUAGCAAGGAAAGGAUGGACACUGAAACUGGAGGUGAAUAACAAGAAACACGUUGUCCCGACUUACAACGUCAUCGGGCUGAUCCGGGGAUCCGAGGAGCCCGACCGCUACGUCAUCCUUGGAAACCACAGAGACGCCUGGACCUUCGGAUCCUGCGACCCCUCGUCGGCAACGGCUGUGCAGAUGGAGCUCGCUCGAUCUCUCGGGCAACUGGUCAAACAAGGAUGGCGGCCUCGCAGGUCCAUUGUCUUCGGAUCUUGGGGCGCCGGCGAGUAUGGGUUCUUCGGCCCUUGGGAGUGGGUCGAAGAGUACCUCAAGGUGUUCCAAAUGCGAGCAGUGGCGCAUCUUAACGUCGAUUUAGCCAUUAUAUACACAUACAACAUUCAAAUCUCCGCUACACCGCUACUGCACAAGAUUAUCAAAGAAGCGACGAAAAAGGCUCCUGCUCCCGACAAAUCCCUUGGUUAUGAGACCUUGUGGGAUCACUGGACUUCCCGAUACAGAGCAGCUUCUCCUGAACUUCUGGAUUGGAAACUGGGGUCAAUUAGCGAACACGCGCCUUUUUAUCAGGGCAUUGGUGUCCCGACGUUAUAUAUGGUGUGGGAGAUUAACUUUAAUGAAUUCAACUGGUCCGAUUACCCGCUCUACCACACUGCGUUCGAAGACUUCGAUGCCAUGAAGAACAUUCUUGAUCCAGAAUUUCGUUAUCACCUGUCCAUGGGUCAUCUCUGGGGACUGAUUGCCAUCGGUCUUGCUGACGCUAGGAUUCUUCCCAUGGAUCCUGAAGAUGAGACCAUAAUGCUGAGAAAAAUGAUGGCAGAUCUGAAGAGAGACUUCGGUGAGACUUUGAAGGAGAAGGGCAUCGCUCUCGCUCCCGUUGAAACAACCAUUGAUCACUUCGACGAUGUAGCACGAGAUUUCAACCGUCGCCUUGACACAUACACCAAUAUUUCCCCCCUUUUGGCUCGCCAGCUGAACGACCAGCUGCUGAUGUUGGAGAAGUGCUACAUCGACGCUGGAGGAAGUCCUCUUAGACCACACAUGAAGAAUAUGGUCUUAGGCACAAAUAACUUCAACCAGUAUGAUGGAUGGACGGCGCCAGGGGUCCGAGACGCUAUUUGGGAAGCCAUCAGCUGUCAAGGAAAAUGCAUUCAGAAAUGGGAGACUGUCAAAAAACAGAUAUCUGUUCUGCAAUAUGUUAUACAUUCUGCUGUUCUUACUAUGAAAGAUUUUCAGUCUUUUUGAAACAAAAAGCCGUCAGAUAACAUAUAAAGAUAUACCUAUAAAAUGCUAAAUACAAAAGUAGACACAUUUCUAAUAUAUAGCAAUAUAUCUAU